This is a messenger RNA of Cylindrotheca closterium, 1188 nucleotides long. Lineage: Eukaryota; Bacillariophyta; Bacillariophyceae; Bacillariales; Bacillariaceae. The record is from the annotation of a GenBank genome assembly.
AUGAAGCGUCUCGCAGGAAAAAAGAGGCAGCAUUCAUCGUCGACAAGCAUCUUCGUUUGGAUUGUCGUUGGAUUUGCAAUCGGAAUGCUGGUCGUCUCAAGCACAACAUCUGGAACCUAUCUACGAGAUACCAUGAGCAGAAGUUUAAGCAUGAUAGAUUGUGAAAUAGCAAGCAACAAACCUUCGGUCAUGCAUGCUUUGGGUAGUAUGACUUCGAUGAGCCCACAGGAGGACAAGCUGUUGAUCUCAGAGUUAACACAGUCGCCACCUCCUGGUUCUCUGGAAUGUCCAGAAGGAUUCAUUGCAAUCUAUGACCGAGUGCUGGUUGACGACGAGACUAAUAAUUCGACAGUCAAUAGGAAAAUUCCCAAGAUUCUCCAUCUCUCGUACAAGAAUCGUUGCCUUCCAGCAGAAGUGUUUGGAGCUGGAAUUCAGCGGUGGAUGGAGGAACUUCCUGACUAUUCGGUAUACUUUCACGACGACGAUGCUGUCGACCGCCUCAUGGAAGCAGAGUGGUCAGAGUUUCCAAAUCUCCACCGCAUCAUACGGUGCUUGCUGUACAAGGGUGCAAUGAAAGUUGAUUUGUGGAGAAUGCUUGUGAUCUACCGAUUUGGGGGGUUGUAUUCGGACAUUGACAACAUCCCUGCCAAAGAAUUCAAAGGAGGAGAAGUUAUUGAUCCAGAGGACACAUUCUUUGCCUCUUCUGAUACUCGCAAUCGGCCCAAUCAGAAUGUAUUUGCAAUGGAACCAUUCCAUCCUAUUGCCAUCUUUUCGAUACAGACAAUUCUACAGAACCUGUACGAUUUAGAAAGCGUCCGAAAACCAAAAGUGGUAUUCGUUACUGGGCCUGUAGCAUUCCGAGAUGGAUACAUCUCCUAUCUCGAGCUCUCUUUUACAUCCAAUAAGAUUGAUGACAAAUUAGAAAAUGGAGUGAAGAAAGGAAAGCUUGGCAAACAGAUUCACAAGGAAGGACAGUGGGAAUGGAGGAACCCGACAGGCCUUGAAAAUGUCGAGUACGACGGAAAGAGGAUGACCAAGAAAGAUAGAGAUCAUCAACUUGCUGGCACCUAUCAUUGGUCCAAGGUAGUUUAUUGGAACCGGGAAGGGGAAGAUAUCACUUGUCGAGAGUAUUUGUAUCAGUUGGAUCACCCUUCGUCAGGGAACAGAACCGAGUUUUUGCCAAUUUGA